Molecule: messenger RNA, 2261 nt
Organism: Vitis vinifera (wine grape)
Lineage: Eukaryota; Viridiplantae; Streptophyta; Magnoliopsida; Vitales; Vitaceae
Exons: 15
Coding region: 492-1718 (408 amino acids)
Source: RefSeq, a predicted model, not a curated record
GAGUUGUGUAAGCUCUCUCUCUUUUUUUUUCCUCUCUCUAUCUAUCAUCGGUUUUUCUCUCUAGAUAUUAUUCAAGUUUGGUUGAAAGCUCUUGGCUUUUGUGAUGAUUGCUUGUGUUUUUUUUUUAAUCAGUUUUGGAGUGGUUUUUCAUGCUUUUUUCUGUUUGUUUGUUUGGAUGAAUUUGUAUUUGGAAGACAUGAUUCUGAUUGCUUCAGUUUGGAGUUUGUAACGGCAUGUUGGCUCUGGUUCUGGAAAUUGUUUCUCUGUUUCUAUGAAACGAAGAGCUGGAAGUUGAUUGGGAGGAUUUUUUUUUUUUCUUUUCCGGGAAAUGUUUUCUGGUUUUUGUUUUCGGAAAUGAACUCGGAUUUUAGGUGAGAAAUGGUGAGUUUGGUUUCAGUUUUCAGUUCGAGAAAGACGAAACGGCGGAAAACAGAGUGUUUUGAAUGCUUCAGGUCACAGAUUGAAUUCCUUAGUUUGUCUGAUGUUUUUCUAUGAUUUCUCUGCCAUCAGAUCCGAAGAGUAGAUCCUAUCUCUGCAGUCUUUUCAUUGGAGCUUGUUUGUUUUGUGGUGUUUACUUCAUUGCAAGUGAAUUUACUGUCAAGGAUUACAAAGAUAGAUCAUCAAGAUGGCAGAUCAGUGUUUUUCAAAAUGCACAUUCUAAUAGCAUCCAGAAUACUCAAUCUAGUAAAUGCAAGAACCAGUGCAGGCCAUCUGGGAGUGAGGCAUUGCCAGAAGGAAUUGUUGUCAAGACAUCUAACCUGGAAGUGCAGCCCUUAUGGGGUGCCACUCUGAAUGGUGAAAAGUCAAGUCCUUCAAAGAGCUUGUUAGCUAUGGCAGUUGGAAUAAAGCAAAAAGAAAUAGUGAAUCAAAUUGUAGAAAAGUUUAUUUUAAGUAAUUUCGUUGUUAUGCUUUUCCAUUAUGAUGGUGUCGUGGAUGAAUGGCGAGAGUUUGCAUGGAGUGACCAUGCCAUACAUGUGACUGUAGUGAAUCAAACAAAAUGGUGGUUUGCAAAACGCUUCUUACAUCCAGACAUAGUUGCUGAAUAUAAUUAUAUUUUCCUUUGGGAUGAAGACCUUGGGGUUGAGAAUUUUCAUCCAGGACGAUACGUAUCUAUUGUUGAAGAUGAAGGACUUGAAAUAUCUCAGCCAGCCCUUGAUCCUAAGAAGUCACGGGUUCAUCAUCAAAUUACUGCACGUGUGAGGAAUUCAAGAGUGCACAGAAGGACAUAUAAACAUAGAGGCAGUGGAAGGUGUGAUGACCAAAGCACAGCUCCUCCAUGUGUAGGUUGGGUGGAAAUGAUGGCACCUGUCUUCUCAAAGGCAGCCUGGCGAUGUGUGUGGCAUAUGAUCCAGAAUGAGUUGAUACAUGCAUGGGGUGUGGAUAUGCAGCUUGGUUAUUGUGCACAGGGUGACCGGACAAAAAAUGUUGGUGUGGUUGAUUCGGAGUAUGUAGUUCAUUUGGCUCUCCCUACUCUUGGCGUCUUGGAUGAAAACGAGUUACGUGGCGAAGGACAUGAUCACUCUUCUCUUAGGGAAAAGUUGCCAAAAUCAGUAGCUUUAGCACAAUCUGAGUUCCACAAAGUUGAUAAUAGAUCUGCAGUGAGAAGACAGUCCUUCAUUGAAAUGCAGAUUUUCAGGAGUAGGUGGGCAAACGCAGUUAAGGAAGACAAAUGUUGGAUCGAUCCAUAUGCACAACCAGCAGAAGACAUCAAACAAUAGUUUCUAUUUUAUACAGCCUUUCCAACCAAUUAAAGAGAGAUCACUCUCAUAUACAAACCAUAGAAAUCUCAAAUACACAUCACUGUGCAUACAAUUUUUUUGGGGUGGACUGCAACCUACCAAAGGAGCUGAUGUCGAAAGGAUCAAGUCUCACAGAGAGUCCAGUACAUGAAAGAACUGACCAUCACAAUAUGGGUAGUCAUUACACUGAAUAUUUAUUGUGCCCUAGCCAGGAAUAACCACUUCGGUUUAACCUUGUAAGUAUUCAAUUCUUUCCCUAAAUUAUAGAAAGGAAUUCUCCAUCUACUGAUGGGAAACAGUUGAUAUUACUGGGUUCGAGGAAACAUUAGUUUAGUUUAUUAAUCACAGUUUUCACUGUUAUGGAAGCUUCUUUUAUAGCUAGGAAGUGUGUAUAAUUCUUCCUCUCGGGUUUCUUAAUGUAUUUUGUGUAUGCUGUAUGUUCCAUGUUGCUAGUCUAUUUUUGGUGAAACAUUUGCUUGGAACUGCCUUUGAGUUUUACAAAUGGAUUUUGGGUUUGAUUGA